UCUAGCUCUGUCCACUGCACUGCUGCCAACACAUGACUCAUUGAGGUUUUCCAAAUGGCAUGAUCAAUCAUGGAAGGUGAUGUCCAUUGUCACUUUUCGGUGGCAAGAACGCUUAGCCCAGCUAGAUUCCAACUUUGACCAUUCCCUAUCAUUACAGCGAACUACUCACUGGUCCGUGUGCGACGUUGUUUUCAUAAUUAAAUUUUGUAGCUCCACCUGACAGCCUGAAGUCUGAACUGGGAUGUGAGGUUUGUGCAGAGUGAAUAAGGCAAUGCUCACUUCCUCGAAACCGCUCAGUUGCGAGUGGCGAAGUUGCCAGAUUGUUCGUCUAUCGUUUUAGAAUAAACGGUGUGUAUCAGCCCUUACAGCGCAGUCCUUGACUUUUCCAUUGCCUGAACUCGCCGGUGACCAGUGAUGCCUCAUUUCAGACGUAAAGGUAGCUCCAGUCCAUCAAGAGCGUCGAAGAAAGUGCAGGGCUGUCGCGGAAGUUUGAAUGAUGGACUUCGUACCGGUCAUGAGCAAGAUGCUCACACCACUCUAGGCGAGGCCAGGACGACCGACGAAAAUCCAGUCACAAACAACACGAACCUGGGUAAUGAUUCGGCAAUGAUGGACAGCAAAGACAGUUUAUCAGUUUUCCGAGCCAGUUCUCCGGCUACCGAACGCUCGUGUCCCGUUUGUUGUGCGGUGUUGGCGGCUGAUAACUUCCCGGCCAUGACACUCGCAUGCACACACAGUACGUGUCGCUCGUGUCUUGAGACGUAUUUCAAGCAGGAGAUUAUGGAGUCCAGAACAGGAUUGAAAUGUCUGCAGUGUGAAAACGAGUUCGAAGCUCACGACAUCACCCGGAUCCUGUCACAAAGUGAGAAUCCAGAGCUGGUGGACAGAUACCUUGAGUUUACGCUGCGUCGUUCCCUGGCGAGUAUGCCUGACAUUCGCUGGUGUCCCGCACCCGAUUGUGGCUAUGGUGUGAUCGCUAACAACUGUGCAAGCUGUCCAAAGUUAACGUGCAAACGACCAGAGUGCGGGACAACAUUCUGUUACUUGUGUGAAAGGGAGUGGCAUCCCAGAGAGACAUGUCUUGAAGCUUUCACGCGGCAUUUGAGAGAGAGCAUGCCAGAAACGAAUAUUGCAGAGGAUGCCGACAAGACCAAAGCUACUACAACUUCGGCAGCAGCGUCAUCUUGGUGGCAACGGCGAAGAAGUCGGAGGUCACGCCAAGGAGACAAGGCAAAUAAGGAAGAACCAUUGCUGGUAAAGCUAUGCCCGCAUUGUCGUGCAAAGAUCAGCAGGCAUGAGAAGGGCUGUAAUCAAAUGCAUUGCUGGGUCUGCAGUCAUGAAUUCUGCUGGCUGUGCCUGCAGUCGGACUACGACGGGCACUUCUUUCGUCCUACAGGUUGCACUUACAAAGGGUCAAAGACCUGGAGUCGACCGAGCACCGUCGCGGCCCAAGUGCUGGCGAUAGCCGGAGCACCGCUGGGUCUGGCCGCCUUGAUGGUGGCCAUACCACCGAUCGUGUUCUACCAACUACCCGCUAUACUGGUGCAUGUUGCAUCCAUCCGAGAAUACGAGACGCCCGCACGGAAGCGCCUGGCGAUCGUGCGCUCGGCAUUGACUGGCAUCGUCCUCUCUCCCUUCGUGGCAGUGCUCGGCAUAGUACUUGCUAUACCACUUGGCCUGGUGUACGCCUACGGGUACAUGCCCUACAAGAUGGUCAAGCGAGGUCCGGAACUGUCGCCGCAUCGCUUCGGUAUCGACGUCGAUGACGCCGAGCUGUGCCUGUACGUGACGGUGGACGCGGAGAGCGAAGAUAGCAUGCCUUAUCCGUCCAACGUGGCCAGGAACCCAUUCAGUGGUGCCAUUGAGAUCGUUGUCUAGCCUGCAGCCCAUGACUGGCAGGCAGCAAUUAACUGUUUUCAAGUGUACAGUAAAUCUAAUAAUUAUAAUCACAGAGGAUCACAAA
Messenger RNA from Sycon ciliatum, 1963 nucleotides. Its product is annotated as E3 ubiquitin-protein ligase RNF19A-like. The transcript is spliced from 5 exons. Gene Ontology annotation, biological process: protein polyubiquitination; ubiquitin-dependent protein catabolic process; positive regulation of proteasomal ubiquitin-dependent protein catabolic process. Gene Ontology annotation, molecular function: ubiquitin protein ligase activity; ubiquitin conjugating enzyme binding; zinc ion binding. Gene Ontology annotation, cellular component: cytoplasm; ubiquitin ligase complex. Lineage: Eukaryota; Metazoa; Porifera; Calcarea; Leucosolenida; Sycettidae. Bases 415 to 1878 code for a protein of 487 amino acids. The record is from RefSeq and is a predicted model, not a curated record.